Opisthocomus hoazin is the source of this 2505-nucleotide messenger RNA. The record is from RefSeq and is a predicted model, not a curated record. NCBI's taxonomy places the organism in Eukaryota, Metazoa, Chordata, Aves, Opisthocomiformes, Opisthocomidae.
AUGCAAGCUGCUGGGGCACUAAGUUCUACCAGUUUAGGUACCUUUUCUAGUUGUAGUGCAGAUGAAGAGGGAAAUCAAGAUGAAUCACUGGAGUCAAAGACUUUAUCUGCAGAGGACCAGGUAAAGGACCAUUCCACGGGAACUCGAGUGGUGGCAGGUCAGAUCUUCGUUGAAUCAGGGAAAUCGGACUCUCAGUUGGAGGAUGAAGAGAACUUUCUCAGUCAAGAGGAGGAAAAAGAGAAUUCGCUGGAAGAGUUGAACUCUCUAGAAAUGUCAAAUCUAUUAAAUAAGGAUUUGGAAGAAGCAGAAAUACAAAGUCCAGUUUUGACAGCUAUUGGAGGCACUGCAGAUGGUGAACCUUGCCACUUCCCCUUUUUGUUUAUGGAGAAGGAGUAUGCAGAGUGCACUGCAGAUGGGAGGGAAGAUGGAAGGCUUUGGUGUGCAACAACCUAUGAUUACAAGAAAGAUCAAAAGUGGGGCUUCUGUGAAACUGAAGAGCAGUCUAAUAAGAGAAGGCAGAUGCAAGAAGCCGAAGAUGUUUAUCAGACUGGAAUGAAAAUGCUUAAUGAAAGCAGUAACAAAGCUCAGAAGAAAGAAGCGUAUCAGUAUCUUCUGAAAGCAGCUGACAUGAAUCAUACCAAGGCAAUGGAGAAGGUGUCUUAUGCUUUGUUGUUUGGGGAUUAUCUGAAGCAGAACAUCCAGUCAUCGAAAGAACUGUUUGAAAAACUGACAGAAGAAGGUUCUCCUAAAGGACAAAUGGCUCUUGGAUUUCUAUAUGCAUCUGGUCUAGGAGUCAAUUCUAGUCAAGCUAAGGCCCUGGUAUAUUACACUUUCGGAGCUUUAGGAGGAAAUCUGAUUGCCCAUAUGAUCUUGGGUUACCGGUACUGGGCUGGGAUAGGAGUCCUUCAAAGUUGUGAAUCUGCUCUCAUUCACUACCGACUUGUAGCUAAUCAUGUUGCUAGUGACAUUUCUUUAACUGGUGGCACAGUGGUUCAGCGAAUUCGCUUAGCAGAUGAAGUAGAAAAUCCAGGAAUGGCAAGUGGGAUGCUAGAAGAAGACUUGAUUCAGUAUUAUCAGUUUUUAGCAGAGAAAGGAGAUGUACAAGCCCAGGUCGGCCUUGGACAGUUGCACUUGCAUGGAGGAAGAGGAGUAGAACAAAAUCAUCAGAGAGCAUUUGAGUACUUCAAUCAAGCAGCUAAUGCUGGCAAUUCACAUGCCAUGGCCUUUCUAGGAAAGAUGUACUCCGAAGGAAGUGAUGUUGUACCUCAGAGCAAUGAAACAGCUCUUCAGUAUUUCAAGAAAGCUGCUGAUAUGGGUAAUCCAGUUGGACAGAGUGGAUUAGGAAUGGCUUACCUCUACGGAAGAGGUGUUCCAGUGAACUAUGAGCUAGCACUGAAAUAUUUCCAGAAGGCUGCAGAACAGGGAUGGGUCGAUGGACAACUUCAGCUAGGUUCCAUGUAUUACAAUGGCAUUGGAGUCAAGAGAGACUACAAACAAGCUUUGAAAUAUUUCAACUUGGCCUCCCAGGGUGGCCACAUUCUGGCUUUUUAUAAUCUGGCUCAGAUGCAUGCAACUGGCACCGGAGUGAUGCGAUCCUGUCAUACUGCUGUUGAGUUGUUUAAGAAUGUGUGCGAACGGGGACGUUGGUCUGAAAGACUGAUGACUGCCUAUAACAGCUAUAAAGAUGGUGAUUCAAAUUCUGCUGUGGUUCAAUACCUUCUUCUGGCAGAACAAGGCUAUGAAGUUGCACAAAGCAAUGCUGCUUUCAUACUUGAUCAGAAAGAAGCCAGCAUAGUAGGAGAAAAUGAAACCUAUCCUCGAGCUUUGCUUCACUGGAAUAGAGCAGCUUCUCAAGGAUAUACCGUUGCAAGAAUUAAACUUGGAGAUUACCAUUUUUAUGGUUUUGGUACUGAUGUUGAUUAUGAAACUGCAUUUAUUCACUAUCGACUGGCAUCAGAGCAACAGCACAGUGCCCAAGCAAUGUUUAAUCUGGGCUAUAUGCAUGAGAAGGGAUUGGGCAUUAAGCAGGAUAUUCAUCUUGCAAAACGAUUCUAUGACAUGGCAGCUGAAGCAAGCCCAGAUGCUCAGGUUCCAGUCUUCCUAGCACUUUGCAAGCUUGGAGUGAUUUAUUCCUUGCAGUAUGUACGAGAAAUCAAUAUAAGGGAGAUAUUCUCACAUAUUGAUAUGGACCAGCUACUGGGGCCUGAGUGGGACCUUUACCUUAUGACCAUCAUCGCCUUGCUUCUGGGAACAAUUAUAGCUUACAGACAAAGGCAACAUCAAGCAAUUCCCAGACCAGCAGGACUGCGGCCAGCUGUGCCUCAACAAGAACCACCGCCAGAGCAUCAACCACCACAAUAGCAACAAGAGCCUCAGUCAAAGAACUGGAUUUUUCCAAAAGGAACAAUUUUCAUUGUGAUUUAGGACUUUGGAUCAACGGUCCCUCCCCCAAAAGAGGCGCAAAGAAGUUUUUCAAAAAAAAAAAAAGAAGUCUGAAGGCUGCUU